AUGACAUCUACAAGUGAACUUUUUGAUGUUCUUAUUGUUGGAUGUGGUUCUGCUGGAAUAGCAGCUGCAAUCGAAUUGCAAAAAAUUUCACAAGUAAAAUUUAUUCUACUCGAAGCUCGUAAUCGUGUUGGUGGUCGUAUUGUUACUGAUACAACUACAUUUGGUACAAAUACACCUAUUGAUUUAGGUGCACAAUGGCUACAUCAUUUUCGACCUGAAAAUCCUUUAUAUAGAUAUCAUGAAAUAUCAAAAGAUAUUCAUAUUAGUAAUCAUUUUGUUUUACGUUCAUCAGCAACACCAUUUUUUGAUAUUGAUGGUACAAGAAUAUCUUCUGAUAAAGUUCAUAAAGCGGAAGAAAUUUUUAAUCGAUUAUGUAAUAUUGUUACAGAAUCAUCACUUUCAUCAGAUAAAUCAAUGUUUGAUGUUAUUAAAAGUGAAUAUAUUAAUUAUGUUAAUGAUUCUCAAAUAAAAAGAUUAAUUGAUUUAUUUCUUGGCAUUAUUGAACAAUAUGAAGCAUCCAAUCUUGAUCAAUUAUCAGCUAAAUCUUAUUUAUUAUCGGACAGUGGUAUUGAUGAAUGUAAUGUAUCUAUGCCAGAUGGUUUUGGUACAUUUAUUGAAAACCUUGUCCAACAACAUAAAUUACCUGUUGAACUUAAUACUAUAGUUACUCGUAUAGAUACUUCAUCAUCAGAUUCAAUUGUUCAAAUAUAUACAAAAGAUGAAAGAUUAUUUCUAUGCAAAUACGUUCUUAUUACAAUUCCGCUUGGAUGUUUAAAAGCUCAUACGAUUGAAUUUAUACCAAGUUUACCUGAAUGGAAACAAAAUGCAAUCGAAAUAAUGGGUGUAGGUUUCUCAAAUAAAAUCUUUUUACAAUUUCCAUUUGUUUUUUGGGAUCCAACAUGGUCGUCAAUAUUUUGUACAUCACCACAAUAUCGUUUUAUUCUAUGUCGACCUAAUGAUUGUAUGCUUCAAAUUAAACUUGCUGCUCGAAUAGCAUUAGAAUUUGAAGAAAGAAAUGAUAAAGAAAUAAUUGAUGAAGUUAUGAUAUUGCUAAGAACUAUAUUUUCAGACAGAGAUGUACCUGAACCAACUCGAUUUCUUAUUACUAAAUGGAAUCAAGAUGAAUUUUCAAAAGGUGCUUAUUCUAAUUUCGCUGUUGAUGCAGAUAAACAAACUUUAAUUGAUCUUGCUCGAGAAUGUAAUGAUCGAAUAUAUUGGGCAGGUGAACAUGCAAAUUGUGACGGAACAAUUGGUUGUGUGGAUAGUGCUUUUGAAAGUGGAGAACAUGCAGUCAAAAAAAUAAUACAAAAAAUAAAGCAAUAG
Molecule: messenger RNA, 1323 nt
Organism: Rotaria sp. Silwood1
Lineage: Eukaryota; Metazoa; Rotifera; Eurotatoria; Philodinida; Philodinidae
Source: the annotation of a GenBank genome assembly